This is a messenger RNA of Cucurbitaria berberidis CBS 394.84, 1134 nucleotides long. RefSeq lists its product as uncharacterized. Gene Ontology annotation, biological process: positive regulation of transcription by RNA polymerase II. The transcript has 2 exons. Gene Ontology annotation, cellular component: nucleus. NCBI's taxonomy places the organism in Eukaryota, Fungi, Ascomycota, Dothideomycetes, Pleosporales, Cucurbitariaceae. Bases 1 to 1134 code for a protein of 377 amino acids. Gene Ontology annotation, molecular function: DNA-binding transcription factor activity; transcription cis-regulatory region binding. The record is from RefSeq and is a predicted model, not a curated record.
AUGAAGAAGAAGUCGAACCUGGAAGAAGCUCUACUCGCUCUACUCCUCAUCGGCCCUGUGUCUUCGUGGUUCGAUCCGAACGAUUUUGGCGUUGCUCAUUACCGAAUGGCAACGUCAUUGCUUAAUCAGAAGCUCAGUCUAGAUACUGUUGAUCGUAGUAUGGAUGUGGAUCUCAGCAAUCGCUUCUUCUCAGAAUCAUUGGUGUACUGGUGGAUGUUGCUUUGCUUUGCGCCUGCAACCUAUGAUAUCACUUCUCCCGAGCUGCUGGAUAUUCAACACAUCCACAGUUCGCCUAUAGGGUCCAGGAGGCAUCCACAUCCGUGGACGGGCGCGACUACCUGGCUCUUCUCGAACAAUUCCAGGAAACAAUGGACAAACGGCUGGCGGUCCCGUCGACAAGCCAACGUGUUUCUGUCCAGAAGUCAGAUAAAUGCCGACCAGAAUGAUCUUAAUAAAGCCACCGAGCUCGAGAACGAGCUUCUUUCCCUCUCCCUCGCAGAAGAGACCGAGUUAACCGACGCAGAAGAUCCAGAAGUAUCAACUGGAGACUUUAUCAAUGUAGCGGAGAGCUUCAAGUUCUGCGCAUUACUAUUGUUAUACCGAGGGUUCCCUGAUCUACUAGAUGUACGGUUGAACGCAAUUUCAUACAACCAAAUAGGUGGCGACAAUGCUCAGACGAAUAAGCUGAAACGUCAACAAUGGCUCACCUCAUCAGCCUUGCGUGCUCUCGAGCUCCUCGAAGAUACAUUGAGGCCAUGCAGCCUCCAGAGCCUCCAACCCAUACUUAUGAUCGUCAUCGCCGGCGAACUACACUACCACCACCUCAGCAACGAGGGACCCGAAUCAGGGGAGAAUUGCGAUGCUGCUCUGAACGAAUACCUCGAUGUACUCCAACAGUUUGAGCCCGAAGAGGGCUCGGCGGGGUUUGUUAGUCGUGGGCAUCAAACUAUUACAAUGGCACGCGGUGAGAUUCAGAGACGUGUUGAGCUGGGUAGUGUAGCGCUACCUAGUACAACGACGGAGCGCAUGUUCAAGAUAAUCCGAGAGACGUAUAGGUUGAUGGAUGAAGGGAGUGAGAAUGUGUUCUGGGUAGACGUUAUGCUUGAGAAUAAUUGGACUGCGGUAUUUGGGUAA